Molecule: messenger RNA, 1973 nt
Organism: Diversispora eburnea
Lineage: Eukaryota; Fungi; Glomeromycota; Glomeromycetes; Diversisporales; Diversisporaceae
Source: the annotation of a GenBank genome assembly
UAAAUGGUGUGCUUUCUACAGUAGAUGGUAUUCUUCCCACUUUGACAUCUCUAGUAGAUGGUGUACUUCCCACUUUGACAUCUCCAGUAAAUGAUGUACUUCCCACUGUACUUUCCACAGUAAAUGGUAUUCUUCCCACUUUGACAUCUCUAGUAGAUGGUAUACUUCCCACUUUGACAUCUCCAGUAAAUGAUGUUCUUCCCACUUUGACAUCUCUAGUAGAUGGUGUGCUUUCCACUUUGACAUCUCCAGUAAAUAAUGUGCUUUCUACAGUAAAUGGUGUGCUUUCUACAGUAGAUGGUAUUCUUCCCACUUUGACAUCUCCAGUAGAUGAUGUACUUUCCACAGUAAAUGAUGUUCUUCCCACUUUGACAUCUCUAGUAGAUGGUGUGCUUCCCACUUUGACAUCUCCAGUAAAUGAUGUGCUUUCUACAGUAAAUGGUGUGCUUUCUACAGUAGAUGGUAUUCUUCCCACUUUGACAUCUCUAGUAGAUAGUGUUCUUCCCACUUUGACAUCUCCAGUAAAUGAUGGGUUUUCCACAGUAAAUGGUGUUCCUCCCACUUUGACAUCUCUAGUAGAUGGUGUGCUUCCGCUCCAUUCUCAUAAAAUACGGCCCACUUCUAGUAAACAUUCCACUUCAUCAGUUUCUACAUCAGCAACGACAGAUACUUCUAGUCUCAAACUUUCCACGACACUGGAAACAUUUCCUACAUUGACUUCAGAUAGUUCUACUUCGUCAUUAGUUGAAACCGAGACAUUAAACAAUGUACUUUCCAUACCGACACUGACAACACUUCCUCCAUUAACAAAUAAAAUUCUUCCUAUUUUGUCGGGAGAUGACACUGAAAUUUCCACAUCUACACUAGCUACUCAUUCUCCUUCAACGCCAUUAGAUGACUCUAAGAAUGACGUGCUUUCCACAUCAAUGCAGGAUGCAACAACAUUUUCAACAUUGGCAUUGGAUACUUCGACAUCUUUAAAGAAAAUAAUUCCCACAUUGAUACCAUCUUCCACUAAGAUUAUUACCAAACCACUUUUAAAUCAUAAUAAAUAUAAAAAACGAGAUUCAUCCCAGUUAAAAAUUAUUGUUUUUAGUUCCGGAAAUAACGGUAUCCCUGGUCUAAAUGAACCAUAUCGUGGAAAACGAACCAUUAUUAAUCGAUCUUCAGUUAGAUUAGCACUACUCAGUUAUGAUGAUGUAUUAAACAUACAAAAUAUUUCCAGUAGAAUUAGGAAUGCGAAUAUUACAGCAGACCCAGGACCUUGGAUUGAACUUACAAUGAGUUCACCUUUCAUAAUAUGGAGUGGCGUAAUAACUGUAUCAAAUUCCAAAGUAUCAAGGGUUAUGAUGACACUGAAAGUUGGAUAUGGUAUGGAAAGUGUUGCGUUGACAUUUAUUGGAAUAGUAUUUAUUACCUUUGGAAUUUUAAUUAUAAAUGCUUUAAGAAAAAAGGUGAUCUUUAGAAAGUUCCAAUUAAGACGACGAAAAACUGCUUGGAAGAUGUUCGUAAUAGUUAUUUCAUGUUUAAUAGCGAUAACUUCAUUUAUACUUGCGGGUUUUGUAUUAUUUCUUGACACCACCAUUAAAAAUUUCUGGACGCAACAGACUUUACAAAGCGUAUCAACUAUAUUAAACUGUACAACAAUAAUUUUCAUUCUACAAGAUGAAACGAUCGGUACCCGCAUAUCAUCAUCUUGGUCUUCACGUUCUAUUCCUUCCUCUAAACAAACCAAUAAUGAUCCCGAACUUCUUGAUGAGGAACAACCUACCACAUCUAUAAAUAGACCUACUAGAACUUUGUCAAGACCAAAUAUUUCAAAUAUUGAAAUUGAUGAUGAAUUCAUGUCUCGACAAGUCACCACAUCAAGUAAUUAUAGAAGGGGUAGUCUCAGUGUUAGAAGUAGUAAUUCAACAUUAUUAACCAUUAGAUCUAAUAAUGCUAUUCUAGGAAAUACAGGUUUCGGAAAGUAG